GCUGCCCGCUGCUCAAUAGCCGCCCGGACGCCGCCCCAACAAGAGGUCUCGCAGUGUCCUAGAGGAAAACGGACUCGGUGCCUAGAAGCCUCACUGCCUCGGCGCCUUUCUCACUGUGAUUCAGUGAUCGUCUGCGAGAACCAGGCAGUGUGAAGGACAAGCACGGUAUUGAUUGCCUAGAGGUGAAGAGCAAGAUGGUGCCGCAAGGAGUCGUUCUGUUUCUGCUGGUGGCGGGCGUGGCAUCCCAGGGUGCCAUUCCGGGCGUCGCCAACAGGUGUUUCGAGCCCGUGCUGACCGGCAGGUGUCGAGCCUUCAUCCCGUCCUACUACUUCGAUCCUCUGAGCGGUGCCUGCGACUGCUUCGUCUACGGUGGCUGCGGAGGCAACAACAACAGGUUCAACACACUGGAGGAAUGCAUGACAACAUGCAGCGUUCGCCCAGAGCUUCAGACCGCAACCCCGAACUGUGACAGGAUCCUGAACUCAGCCAGAAUACCUCAGCAGCCUGUCGUCGAGCCACGGGAGCCGCGCCAGCAGCCCACGACGGCGCUCCCCACCGCCCCAGUGUCCCCCACCACCCCGGCGCCCCGCCCCACCGCAGCUCCGGAGCAGGAGGAAUCGGGCGACGAGGGCGAGGAGAGCUCGGGCCGAAGGACGGUGCAGAGCGUGGUCAUCGGACCCUCCGGCCUGGGGACGGGCACGCUCACCAUCGGGCAGCCCGUCAGGAUCCCCCACUUGACGCGCAACCAGGAGGAGUAGGCGCUCUCACGGAGGCCUUCCUGCGGUGCUCGUAGGGAACAAGAGCAACUAGGCACGGUGCAGAGCUGAAGUGUUGGAGAAAUAACCUGUCAGCCAAAAAUUAGUUACGUAGUUAUUGUUGGUCGCGGAACCGACAGUAAGAUACAGCCCCUUCUAUUUAUUACUUUUGUUUGUUAUAGGAUCUGUGGUAUCCAAAGGCAUAUAAAUUUAUCAUUAUUUUCUUACACAUUGCAAAGUGUGCACGAAAGGCGUAGGAAAUUAGGUAAUAUAUAUU
Messenger RNA from Penaeus monodon (black tiger shrimp), 1032 nucleotides. RefSeq names its product kunitz-type protease inhibitor 2-like. The transcript has a single exon. Bases 195 to 758 code for a protein of 187 amino acids. The record is from RefSeq and is a predicted model, not a curated record. Gene Ontology annotation, molecular function: serine-type endopeptidase inhibitor activity. NCBI's taxonomy places the organism in Eukaryota, Metazoa, Arthropoda, Malacostraca, Decapoda, Penaeidae.